Messenger RNA from Wasmannia auropunctata (little fire ant), 1002 nucleotides. RefSeq names its product 39S ribosomal protein L46, mitochondrial (gene mRpL46). Bases 105 to 974 code for a protein of 289 amino acids. The record is from RefSeq and is a predicted model, not a curated record. The transcript is spliced from 4 exons. Gene Ontology annotation, cellular component: mitochondrial large ribosomal subunit. Gene Ontology annotation, molecular function: structural constituent of ribosome. NCBI's taxonomy places the organism in Eukaryota, Metazoa, Arthropoda, Insecta, Hymenoptera, Formicidae.
GUGCGAUAACUUCUCGUCCGCAUAUUGCACUUUUAAAUGAUACGAAUUGCAGUCCGAAUCGCGAAAAAUACGAACGACACGACCGGCGACACGACGCAGUCCCGAUGCUGACCACAAUACGAAAUCUAUCGAACGGUAGCGAUCUUGCGAUCCUCGAAGUGCCGGAACGGCGCGGCGUCGAGAUAUCGAACUGUGAUCGUACAUCGAAAAAAGUCGCCGCGAUACAUCCCAAUGUGAUUCAACAUCGGGACACUCAGGCGUUCAGUACGGUCGCAGCUACGAAAAAAUGGGAUUUGUACAGCGCUGUUUGUUUAGAACGUCAUCCAGUUAUAAUACAGUCAAUGCAAGAGAUAGAGAUGAAAUUUCAUAAUGUGUUAAAGAAAAUUGAAUAUGAAAAUAGUUUCAAGUCUGAUCAUGAGUUGAGAAAAGAAAGAGAGAAGAAACAGAAAAAAUCAGAUAAUAUGGAUGAUGUGGAUUUUGUGAUACAAACUGCACAGGACUUCGAGGAUAAUUGUCAAGAGGAAUUAAAGAAUUUUAAAUUUGCGCCGACAAUUACGAAAUUUGAUGAACAAAAUGUAACGUCGUCUUUAGAACGUAAAUUAGACAAAAAUUUGCUUUUAUUAACACAACAAAAAGUGGGUGAUUUACAUUAUUGGAUACCUCCUCAAGGUAUUCGGAAGGAAGGAGAGACUAUGAGACAGACUGCAGAGAGAGUAUUACAAGACACAUGUGGCGCAAAUAUAAAAGCCAAAUUUUAUGGAAAUGCACCUAUUGGAUUUUACAAAUACAAGUAUCCCAAAGAGUUUCGUGAGCAAGGAAAUUAUGGUGCUAAGAUAUUUUAUUUCUUGGCAAAACAUAUAGAUGGAGAUAUCACUAAUGGUAUAAAAUAUCAGUGGUUGGAUCACGAAGAAUUAAAGAAAGUGUUACCUGAUAGAGUGCGAGAGAGUAUUUUCCAAUUCAUGUUAUUUACUUAGAAAUAUAAAAUAUAAAAUAUUUAAAUUA